Atta colombica is the source of this 1545-nucleotide messenger RNA. Its product is annotated as odorant receptor 13a-like. Gene Ontology annotation, cellular component: plasma membrane. Gene Ontology annotation, biological process: detection of chemical stimulus involved in sensory perception of smell; sensory perception of smell. NCBI's taxonomy places the organism in Eukaryota, Metazoa, Arthropoda, Insecta, Hymenoptera, Formicidae. Gene Ontology annotation, molecular function: olfactory receptor activity; odorant binding. The record is from RefSeq and is a predicted model, not a curated record.
AUGGAACAUCAAAUAUACGCUGAUAAAGAAUACGACGAAUUAAUCAAGCCCAUCAUGAUAGCUGCCAAAUUCGUCUCCUUUUGGCCUUUGAAGAGAGACCAUUCAACUAGCGCGGAAGUGUUCAAGACUUGUCAUGUGCUCUGGUUCUUUUUCGUACUCAUCUCAAUGUGUAUCAGCGUGACGGCCGAUAUAGUUAACAAUUUUAAUGAUUUGGACGAACUGACAGCAUGCGCUUUAACGGGCUCCGCACUUUAUCUCGCCACAUUACGUCUCAUUAUCUACACGGCCUCUCAAAAAGAUAUGCUAUAUGUGGUCGAGAUUAUGAGAAAGGAUUGGACUUGUUCAUCUUAUGAAGAUAGAGUCGUUCUAAAGGAGAAGUGCCUUUUUGCAUUUCGACUCGCAAAAUGCUUUAUAAUUAUGGUAGUUGUAACCGUAACUACCUUCUCAUGCAUACCAAUUUUAGAGGCAUAUGUUUUUGGAAGAGAGAAGAUAUUUCCCUUCCGUGGAUAUUUCUUCGUCAAUCAAUCGGUCACACCCGUCUACGAAUGUAUCUAUGUUUUCAAUGUAAUGGGUGGUUUUUUUGGAGGUGGCACGAUAGUCGGCGCGACCAGUUUCAAUUUUGUCGCGAUAACGCAUGGAUCAGCGAAAUUCGCGGUGCUGCGAAAGAGGCUGGAAGCAAUGAAUAGCAAUGAUCCCAAUGCUGACAGAGCAAUGGCAAACUGCAUUAAAGAUCAUCAAAAUGCUAUUAUUUUCGCGGAUGCGCUCGAAAGAAUCAUAAACAUCUUAGCGUUAGGACAAUUCGUUAUCAGUACCGGUUUGGUUUGCUUCGCGGGAUUUCAAAUUACUUCGAUGAUGAAAAAUAAGGCACGGUUGAUGAAAUAUUCGAUGUUUUUGAACUCCGCCAUCCUGGAGCUUUUCAUGUUCAGUUUCAGCGGACACGCGUUAAUAGACGAGGCGAUACAUAGUUCGUUGAGCUCACAAUCGCCUGUAAUUAAUUUACGGCCAACGCUUGUAACGAACCAGAGCGAUGCCGUGAGCAAGUCGGCUUACUGUAGCUACUGGAUCGGCGGCACUUUCGGUCGGAGUCUGCAGAUCGUGAUGAUGCGGUCGAAAGUUCCUUCCAGGAUCACCGCCGCGAAGUUCUACAGCAUGUCUCUCGAAAGUUUCUCUCAAGUUCUCAGUACAUCUUUCUCCUAUAUAAUGAUUCUGAAGACCGCGAGUGAAGAAUCUUCAAUUCUGACAUCCUUGAGCACUCAGCUCCAGCAAGCACUUAAAUCUCUCAAUUCUCACAUUUACAAAUCCUUUGUACUCUACAAGUUCGAUGUGGCAAGCUGCCCAAAAUCGUUUUUUCCAAAUCUUAAUCAUAUUUACCAUCUGGCGUUUUAUGGAACGCCUUGUACACAUAAUUCGUGAUGCUCUCUUUUCCGUACUGAUGUCGUCGGAGGCAAGGAAUCGGAUAACAUCCAGCAAAAUGACACAGUGAGUUCAACCGAGGUAGUCACUAAACUCACUCGUUCGUUCACUCGCUCACUCCUGGUGGGGUAA